UUGCAGGCAACUCACACUGAACGUGGUGUCUUAGCUUCGCACUGUCCGAUUAUCAUCGUCAAGGUUGUGUUCAACCGCCUACGGUUCAUCAGGAAAGUGCUUGGCAUCCUGGCAGUCCAGCUGGUGGCCAGCACCGUGGUCGGCGCGGCGUUUCUGUUGGUACCGGGACUUGCGGCCGUCGUACGACACUGGACAUGGAUGCUGUUCUUGGGACUCAUUCUGUCGUUCGUGCUUCUGAUUGCCAUGUAUGUGAAACGACACCGGACGCCCACCAACUACAUCCUGCUUGCACUUUGGGCGUUCUUCCUCACUUGCUGUGUCGUCGUCACGCUGUUUUUCUACACGUUUCAAACACGUCACGACUUCUCUGCCUAUGGAACGAGCCUGUACUCGCUGGUAUGCGUUUUGAUUGCUGGCGGAAUUGUACAGAUGUUCCUGCAGAGCGACGUAUUAGAGUUGGUGCUUGCUCUUGCGGGGGCGAUCAUAUUUUCGCUAUUUAUCACUUUCGAUCUGAACUUGAUCAUCAACAAGCUGUCGCCAGAAGAGUAUAUUGUUGCCGUUAUCAACCUUUAUCUGGACAUCACCAAUUUAUUUUUGUAUCUGUUACGUUUAAUCAAUGUCCUAAAAAAAGAUUAA
Messenger RNA from Soboliphyme baturini, 636 nucleotides. Lineage: Eukaryota; Metazoa; Nematoda; Enoplea; Dioctophymatida; Soboliphymatidae. The record is from the annotation of a GenBank genome assembly.